Drosophila eugracilis is the source of this 2695-nucleotide messenger RNA. It is a transcript of the gene RhoGAP16F, whose product is annotated as rho GTPase-activating protein 22. The record is from RefSeq and is a predicted model, not a curated record. Gene Ontology annotation, biological process: signal transduction; regulation of GTPase activity. NCBI's taxonomy places the organism in Eukaryota, Metazoa, Arthropoda, Insecta, Diptera, Drosophilidae. Gene Ontology annotation, cellular component: cytoplasm.
CACUGCCAUUGUAAACAGAACGUUAUGAAUGUGUGAUAUAUCGUGUAGAUGGGGAGAAUAGGGACUACUCCAGGGCAAUUCACACAUUAUCGUCCGUUUUGUGACAGCUAUUGUUAUAUUUAUAUUUGUAUCGAGUGCCUUAACAUUUGUUUGGUUCGUCGGUUAUCUUAUCAGCGGGAGUGUCGGAGUGGCUGGGACUGUGGAACAAUUGGAACUGCGAUAAGCGCCCCAGAAUUCCAACUGUUCGCCUGCUAGCCAGUCAGUUGAAAUCGGAGCUGCCUGCGAAUUAUCCACUAUCCAUGACCGACCGGCAAUCGAGCCUCUGAUACUGCGUCAUCCAAACGGGAGAGAUCGGUCAAGGAAAAGUGUUAAUCGGAAGCCCAAGAAGUGAUUUGUGGUCAACUUGUGUUGCUGCUGUACAAGGUGUUGCUUUAGCAGUUGCAACUUCUUUAGACAACACUGAACCAGGCGGCGGAAAUUUACUCUUGACAAGCGGAAGAGUUCUACACUGACGUCACUUGCCACCAGGGGGAAGUGAGGAAGGAGGAGUAGGGCUCUCCACUGGUCAGCUGCCUCACCCUUUGGCGAUAAGACCAAGAGCAGCCAAUCGAAAAGAAGUGGGAAGGGAACACGAUAAACGAUCCCAGCAUCAUGCAGACGACGACAAGUCAGCGGCCAGUAACGCCUGGCACUCCAGACUCGGCACAUAUCGUAAUCGGUGCUGCUGGAUUUGUGGCCCACGAGAGACGCCAACCCGGAAAGACCCUGAUGAAUUGCUUUCGUGAUCGCUCCACGACAUCGUCGCAGGCCCAACAUGCCUAUGCGCGUGGCCAUAGCGUUACCUCGGGCACACUGUUUCGCCUGGAGGGCAAUGGCGGUUCCAAUUGCACCUUGGAUAAAGUUGGAAAACAGGAUACAGGGCGUCCCGAGGCGGUCGUUCUUCUUAGAGAGCUAAAAUCUAAACCCAAUAAGCUGGCUCUACUUAAGAGCAGCAGUACCAGAGAUCUAACCCGCCUGUUCCUGGAUGAUUCGACCAACACAGCCGUGCUGGUGUCCAAUACAAGUCUAGAUGUCUGCUCCUCAAAUUCCAGUUCCGGUGGCAGUCCGGCGGUGGGCAGAUCCAGAGGCAGAGAACGCCAGAGUGGAGUAGAAUGCUGCAAUAGCUGCUCUAAGCGCUGGCAUGACCUUAAGCAGCGUAUGCACACCCUUGAGCAGGAUCUGCUAGUCCAGACCACCUACAGCCAGGAAUUGGAGCAGAAAGUGGGUGAAAUGAGUCGCCAGUUGGGAGAACUGCUCCAGGAACGGGACAGGGACAAGCAGGAUAAACAACGCUCACCAGGAACAGGUGGUAGUGGAGGAUCUGGCAAGCGUAAUCACCAUCCCGCAGGCAGUCCCAAUGUCCGACCUUCGCGCCUGGUGGCCUGGAUGAAUCUAUCCAAUUGGUUUAAGAGCAGACCCAGCGUGGAGACCCUGCGAGAACAGCGCAUCUUUUUCGACGAGCCCUGCUUCGAUACGGAACUGGAGUUGGUUUUGAAGCACGAACAGCACCGCAAUGUGCCCCGUAUUGUGGUCGAUUGUUGUGAUCUCAUUGAGAACAAGUACCGCAGGUCCACGCAGCCCAUUGAGGGCAUCUACCGGCAGUGUGGCGAUUACAAUAAAAUCCAAACACUGCGCUUCAAUAUCGAUGCCAAUGACUAUGAUGCAUUGCGUCAGACGGACGUGGAUAUACACACGUUGACUGGAGUGCUGAAACUUUUCCUGCGCGAAAUCAAGAGUCCGCUAGUUAGUGUCAACGAAGCCAAGACCUUUAUUGGACAGCCGAAUCAGUGGCUGCUAACCGAUCUUUCCGUCAAACUGGAUACCCUUAAAAGGCUGAUACGCUCGCUGCCGGAGACCAACCGCGACACUAUGGACUACAUCUUUGCGCAUUUUAAUAGAUUAACCAAGGUGCCGCUGCAACAGAUCAGCGCCGAGACGCUGUCCAUCUCAGUGACGCCCACGAUUUUCCACACAGUGCCGCAGGGCAUCCACAUACAGGACAUUCAGCAACUUCUACGCGAAGGUGAAACUCUGGCUGACUGCGUCAAACUGAUGAUCGAGUACCAGGGGCGUAUAUUCGACUGCUUAAAUCUCAUCAAAACUGAUCCCUUGUGCCGUUGUCUCGAACGCUUUGCUAACCACACGAAAUUGAACCUGAACCUGAAUCCGAACCCACUGUACCUGCACCUCCAAUCCUCCAUUCCCAACGAUCCCCUCGUCUACAGAUGCACCGCAGAUCGCCGCCGCCUGAGCAUGCGCAACCUGAAGAAGACUCUUUCGCAACCGGAUCUGCUCUUUCAUAAUUUCUUCUGAUCUGACCGGAUGACACUGAUCCUUUGGAUCCAUAGGACUGCCUUUAUUCCAUCAUGCCAGAAGGAGAGAGAGAGCACUGUACAUAAUGAAUGACUUUAGGCACUUAAGUUUACUAACCUAACCACAUGCAGGCGUAUUAACAACUAUGUCCUAAUAUUUUUUUAUACAGACUUUUUUUUAUUCUUUAACUAACUAACGUUUAUAUUUAUGUUUAAUAAACUGAAAGGCCUUCGCCUUUAUAGAGUGUAUAAGUGAAAUAUUUAUAUCAUUGCAAAGACUUUGAAAAGCUUAAUGGCGCUCAGUUAUAUUACAAAAUAAAGUAGUUUACAUUUGAGUACCCCAA